UAAUGCUCAGUCUGAACGAUGGAGGCUGAGUCAGACAUCUCAAAGUGAGCUCAAACUUCACCAGAAUUUAGUCAUAUUUAUAGAUAGAUAUAUUUAUUUUUUACAUUACGAGCAAUCUGAAUCAACGAUAGCUGGCGAAUUAGCGAGUUGCUAACGAACCGGAAAUCAGACAAGGGUUACAAAUUAGCACUGUUCUCGCAGCCUGUAAAAUCUCUCCCCGAGCCGUCAUGUCUACUGCAGGAGACUUUGGGAACCCGCUAAGAAAAUUCAAACUGGUUUUUCUUGGGGAGCAAAGUGUUGGAAAGACUUCGCUCAUCACCAGAUUCAUGUAUGACAGCUUUGAUAAUACCUAUCAGGCCACAAUAGGAAUUGAUUUCUUGUCAAAAACGAUGUACCUCGAGGACAGAACAAUCAGGUUGCAGCUGUGGGACACAGCGGGCCAGGAGCGAUUCCGUAGCCUCAUUCCUAGCUACAUCCGUGACUCAGCCGCCGCUGUCGUAGUGUACGACAUCACAAACGUCAACUCCUUCCAGCAGACCACCAAAUGGAUCGACGAUGUCAGGACAGAGAGAGGAAGCGACGUAAUCAUCAUGCUGGUCGGAAACAAGACUGAUCUUGCAGACAAAAGGCAAGUAUCUAUUGAAGAGGGCGAGAGGAAAGCCAAAGAGCUGAGCGUGAUGUUUAUUGAGACGAGCGCUAAAGCUGGGUACAACGUGAAGCAGCUUUUCCGGCGGGUGGCUGCUGCCCUGCCAGGCAUGGAGAGCACACAGGACAAGAGCAGAGAAGACAUGAUCGACGUGACGCUGCAGAACCCUCCAGAACAGCCCGUGAGCGAAAGCGGAUGCUCCUGCUAAGCCUCGUUCUCCAUCACGCUGCCCUCCUCUCUCGCUCUCUCUCAUCCUGGAAUCUGAAAAACACUACUUCGUUCAUCCAUCCGUCCAUCCAUUAUCCUCGGUGCUGUGCUUUUCCGCUUCCUCAUCAUGACCUUAAGCUUCCCAAGCACAACGUGGAUGUGAAACGCAUCCCAUGUCAUUUUUCCGUUAAAAGCUUCCACCUUUUUUUUUUUGGUGACACUGUUUAUUUAUACCAUGAAUAGCUUAUUGCCUCUGGAGGAAUGAUCUAGGUAGCUUCUAACGUGUGAGCACUGAACAAUUUACAUUUAACUUUCAACAAUACUGAUGGAAUAAUAGAUAAAUACUUUUCAGUCAUUAUUGUUCGAGGUAAAUCGAAAGGGCUAUAUUCAGUUUGCAGGCAAGCACCAGGGCUGAAUCUCUGACAACGCAAGCUCUUGUGAUGAAGCACGGUGCAGGAAAAAAAAAAAAUGUUUACGAAUUUUUGGCAAUAUCCAAGUCUGUAAGGGAUCAGUGUCUUUAUGGGUUGUGAAUAAAGUCAACACCGAUUACAGAAGCUCUUGGAAACGGAGAGCAGUGAUCAGCUUCACUUCAAACCUUGGCGCAGGUUUGUGGGUUUUUUUUGUUUGUUUUUUUAAAUAAAUCUUUAUCCUUUCUGACUGUUGAAUUCGGUAGCACAGUAGAGAUACCAGUGCAGUAGCUAUAAAAGAUUUUGUAUAUUAAGAGUCGUCUCAUCAAGGAAAUCUGAUAUCGAUAUGCAGACAAGCCUUUAAAGAGCGUAUUUGAUAGGGCUUCCACUGGCUUUUUGUUAGUGGGUGUUUUUGAUUUAAUGUAACUUUUAAAUUCUUCCACACUUCAGAUUUUUUUUUUUUUGUGGUGUGUGUGUGUGUGUUGUAAUAUUUAUUUUCACUUGCUGAUUUUUGCUUUUUAAUUUGUCAUUCAUAAAGCACACUUCACGUCACUUCAGCAUUUUUUAUUUUUUUUUCCAGUCCAUCCCGUGGACAGCUGAUAUUAAGCAGCUCAUGAUACAGUGCAAUUUGUUUGAGGUUCUCUGGGGUGGUGGUUGUUGUUCCUUGGAGGAAAAUACACAUUUCGUGGUCCGUCAGCUCUGGCUUGUCUAAUUUUUUUUAAUGGUUUUAACUGUUGCUGCUGUGUACAAAAGCUCAUAAUUUGCACUGCUAUAUUACAUGAGUCUCUUAUUGAUGUCCCUAAUAAAGACCUUUUAUUUCGUAA
Molecule: messenger RNA, 2084 nt
Organism: Neoarius graeffei (lesser salmon catfish)
Lineage: Eukaryota; Metazoa; Chordata; Actinopteri; Siluriformes; Ariidae
Gene: rab6a
Product: RAB6A, member RAS oncogene family
Exons: 8
Coding region: 228-854 (208 amino acids)
Molecular function (GO): GTPase activity; GTP binding
Source: RefSeq, a predicted model, not a curated record